This is a messenger RNA of Polistes canadensis, 5372 nucleotides long. RefSeq names its product pre-mRNA-splicing factor ATP-dependent RNA helicase PRP16. The transcript has 8 exons. Bases 223 to 3615 code for a protein of 1130 amino acids. Lineage: Eukaryota; Metazoa; Arthropoda; Insecta; Hymenoptera; Vespidae. Gene Ontology annotation, biological process: mRNA splicing, via spliceosome. Gene Ontology annotation, cellular component: spliceosomal complex; intracellular anatomical structure. The record is from RefSeq and is a predicted model, not a curated record. Gene Ontology annotation, molecular function: ATP binding; RNA binding.
CAUCUUUCCUAGUCAGUGCUUCAAAAAGUCAACAACUUAGCCUUUCUUCGUUGUAUUUUUAAUCGGCGUGUAUUCUAAUGCUGAGUGAAAGAAAACUUAAUAAAAUAUUUAUAUUUUACUAUAUACAUGUAUACAUAUCGUUGUAAGAUGAUAUAAAAAUUCUAUUAAAAGAAAACAUUAUAAAAAUACACGUAAAGUUUAUUAAAUAAAAAGUUAGAAACUAUGUCGGAGGAUUCCAGUUUGUAUAGGUUAGAAGGAUCUGACAAUAAACCUGGUGGCUUAAUUAUUCGAAAAAAAGCAUCCGAUCACACAUUUAAAAAACCUCAAUCUUCUGUUUUGGGCUUGGAUAAACUUGCUGAAAAAAAACGACGAGAAAAUUCGCAAGAACCUACAGAAUCUAAAUUCAAAUUAGAUACAAGAAAAAAAAGGUACAGAUCUUAUGAAGAGGAAACACCUACUCAUACAGGUGGAGUAAAUACCGAGGCACAAAGAAGAUUAGAAACGCGACUGAAACAUCAAAGAUUAAGCGCCCAAGAUAAGCAUUCCAGAUAUCAUGAUCGCGACAGAGACAAUAGAAAGGAUAGAGACCGAGAUAGGGAACGUAGUCGAAGCAGGGAUAGUAUAAAAAGAACUCCACUUAGAUUUAAGGAUGAGCCCCAAACACCCAAGUUUAGGACCAAGGAUCCUACAUCCAAGAGUAAUUGGGAUGACGAUGAGGAUGAAGAACCCAAGAAAUCAAGUUGGGAUCAUCCUACCCCAAAUCUUUACGCUUCUAGAGAUAGUCGUGACAGCGUUAGAAGUGAAUUUACACCCUCGUACAAAUAUAACUCUUGGAACAAAGAUUAUAGACCUUCCGGUACUACGCCAAUGAUAGAUGGUGAAGAAAAAGAACUAUGGGAGGAAGAACAGCAAAGACUUGAUAGAGAAUGGUAUGCAUUGGAUGAUGGGGAAAACUAUGCUUUCGCUGAUGUAUCAGAAGAAUAUACUCAAAAAAAGGAAAUGGAAUUAGAGGCAAAAAGACAAAAGCGAGUUUCAGCUCAACAGAGGCAAAUAAACAAAGAUAAUGAACUAUGGGAAAGAAACAGAAUGUUAACUUCUGGUGUUGUAAGUUCCUUAGAUCAUGAUGAUGAUCCGGAUGAUGAAGCGGAAGGAAGAGUUCAUCUUCUUGUCCAUAACGUAGUACCUCCAUUUUUAGAUGGACGAAUUGUAUUCACCAAGCAGCCAGAGCCUGUUGUACCCGUGCGCGAUCCUACUUCCGAUAUGGCACUUGUGGCAAGAAAAGGUUCUGCAUUGGUACGAGCAUAUCGUGAACAAAAAGAACGUCGUAGAGCACAAAAAAAACACUGGGAAUUGGCUGGAACUCAUAUUGGUAAUAUUAUGGGUGUACGUGACAGAAGAAAAGAUGAUAAAGAAGUUCCUGGUCAAGAAACAGACUUUAAAGCUGGACAGAAAUAUGCAAGACAUAUAGGUGCCAAUGAAAUUACCGGAGAAGCAAAAAAUCGAUCUAUACAACAUCAAAGAAGGAGUCUUCCUGUAUUUGCCGUAAGACAGGAACUUUUGAAUGUUAUCAGAGAAAAUAGUGUAGUCGUAAUAGUAGGAGAAACUGGUAGCGGUAAAACAACUCAAUUAACGCAAUACCUUCACGAAGAUGGCUAUAGUCGCAAUGGAAUAAUUGGAUGUACGUGUCCCAGAAGAGUAGCUGCUAUGUCAGUUGCUAAAAGAGUCUCUGAUGAAAUGGCUACAGCAUUAGGAGAAAAAGUUGGUUACGCAAUUCGUUUCGAAGAUUGUACAUCCAAAGAUACUGUUAUAAAAUACAUGACAGAUGGUAUUUUGUUAAGAGAAAGCUUGCGAGAAGGUGAUUUAGAUAGAUAUAGCGUUAUAAUUAUGGACGAAGCUCAUGAAAGAUCUCUUUCUACUGAUGUCUUGUUUGGUUUACUUCGAGAGGUUGUUGCAAGAAGACAUGAUUUAAAAUUAAUCGUCACUUCCGCGACAAUGGAUUCAAGUAAAUUUUCCGCGUUUUUUGGAAACGCGGCAACAUUUCAGAUUCCUGGUAGAACAUUUCCUGUUGAGAUUUUACAUGCAAAAAAUGCAGUCGAAGAUUACGUAGACGCCGCUGUAAAACAAGUCUUGCAAAUUCAUUUGCAACCAAAAAGUGGAGAUAUUUUGGUGUUCAUGCCUGGUCAAGAAGACAUUGAAGUCACGUGCGAAGCAUUGAAAGAAAGAUUAGCUGAAAUAGAAUCGGCUCCUCCACUUUCAAUUUUACCAAUAUAUUCUCAAUUACCGUCAGAUUUACAAGCGAAAAUUUUUCAACGUUCUGAAGGCGGAUUACGUAAAUGCGUUGUUGCAACCAAUAUAGCUGAAACAUCUUUGACAGUAGAUGGAAUCGUAUUUGUCGUUGAUUCGGGUUACUGUAAAUUGAAAGUGUAUAAUCCACGAAUUGGUAUGGAUGCUCUUCAAGUAUAUCCUGUUUCAAGAGCUAAUGCUGACCAGAGGAGUGGAAGGGCUGGUCGUACCGGACCUGGUUGUUGUUACAGGUUAUACACGCGUAGACAAUAUUUAGAUGAGUUAUUGGCCACAGGAGUACCAGAAAUUCAGCGUACAAAUUUAGCUAACACUGUAUUACUUCUAAAAUCAUUGGGAGUUCAAGACUUACUUGCUUUCCAUUUUAUGGAUCCUCCGCCACAAGAUAAUAUACUUAAUUCUUUAUAUCAAUUAUGGAUAUUAGGUGCUCUCGAUCAUACAGGACGGUUGACACCUUUAGGACGUCAAAUGGCAGAAUUUCCUUUGGAUCCUCCGCAAUGUCAAAUGUUAAUAGUUGCUUCUCAACUUGGUUGCACUGCAGACAUUUUAAUUAUAGUCUCCAUGUUAUCAGUGCCUUCAAUAUUUUAUCGACCAAAAGGUCGAGAAGAAGAUUCUGAUUCGGCAAGAGAAAAAUUUCAAAUUCCAGAAUCAGAUCACUUAACUUACCUCAAUGUAUAUAACCAAUGGAAAGCUAAUGGAUACUCUACGUCGUGGUGUAACGAUCAUUUCAUACAUGCAAAAGCUAUACGUAAAGUCAGAGAAGUGCGUCAACAAUUGGAAGAAAUUUUAAAGCAACAAAAAAUGGAAGUUGUUAGUUGCGGCACUGAUUGGGACAUAGUACGGAAAUGCAUAUGUUCUGCGUAUUUCCAUCAAGCGGCACGAUUGAAGGGUAUAGGCGAAUAUGUUAAUUGUCGUACGGGAAUGCCGUGUCAUCUUCAUCCUACAUCAGCUUUAUUUGGCAUGGGUUUUACGCCGGACUAUGUCGUUUAUCACGAACUAGUUAUGACAGCAAAAGAAUACAUGCAAUGUGUAACUGCAGUAGAUGGACACUGGUUAGCAGAACUAGGUCCAAUGUUCUUUAGUGUUAAAGAAACAGGACGAAGUGGUCGUGCAAAACGAAGACAAGCGAUGCAACAUUUGCACGAAAUGGAAGGUCAAAUGAAAGAAGCAGAAGAGGAGAUGAAAGCAAGAGCACAAGAACAACUAGAACGCGAACAAGCUUCUGUUAAAAAGAAAGAAAUUCUUACACCAGGCAUUAGAGAACCAGGUACGCCUGCACCAUAUCGUAAAACUCCAGGACGUCUUGGAUUAUAAAUAGAUUCUAAUAUGUGAUAUUCACAUAAAUAUUUAAAUAUAAAUAUCAUUUAUUUUGCAUAAUAGGUUAUAGAUGUUUAUACCAAUCAAAUAUAUUAGAAGAAAUAGCAAAAAAUAUGUAAAUAAAUAUGCGUAAAAAAUACAGCAUCUAACGCAAUAACUGUUAAUGUAUUUUGAAAUAUAUUCGUUAUUAUAUAUGCACUAGACACAAAAUGUGUUCAUGCAUAUAUUAGUUAAGCAAAAUAUCUAGGUCAUUCAUUAUGCAAAGCAAUUUUAGAGAUCAAAUAUACAUCUAUUAUCUUUUUAAAAAUUACAUAAUUGUAUAAACAUACAUAACCUACUUAAUAUAUAUGUAAUAUAUAUGUAAGUAUUCUUAUACAAUUUCAUAUACAUAUGUGUUAUCCUAUAAUAUAUAAUUAUAAUUAAAUGCAAAUGCUGUAAAUAUAUGAAAUAUAAAAACUCUUUUAUAUAAUCUGCUAGAUACUUACAAGGAAAAGAAAAUGUUAAUUCUAUCGACAUAAAUACACAUAUUUUUAGUUUAUUAUUUUGGAAUAAUUUUGGUUAGAAAAAGAAAAACACUUUUAUAAUACUACAUUUGUAAAUAAUUUAAAACAUUGAACAAUUUUAUAUAAAUUUUUGGAACAAGUGACUACUUUAGCAUAUGUCGGUUAUAGAUACUUUAUUAAAUUUUUCAUUAUUUUGACUUUUACCCUAUCUAAGAACGGUACCUUAAACUUUGAAUUUGUUUUUAUCGAAAAAAGAAACUAUAAGACCGAUUGUGCUAAAAUUUUUACAUUUUAUUUAACAAACUACAAAUGUAAAAAGAAAAGAUCGAUUUUUUUUAGCCGUAAUAUUAGAAUACCUCUUUCAACGCUAAUAUGCCCCCAAGUACGGUAGGAAACAUCUGCCACAGCAACCAAUGUUUAUGUUUUAGGACAGUACUCUCUAAGACCCUUGAAUGACCAGAAAUAUUAGCAUUCCUCGUAAAAGUAUACUUAUAACAGUGUGAUGAUAUAACGUUAAAACAUAUUUGUUAUUGUUUAUUGUUAAUUCACUAAUUGAUUAUUUUCCAUAAAAUUAGUAAAAGUAAAUUAAAUGCAUAUAUUUCAUUGAAAAAGAUGUUAGAAACACGUUCUGCCGUAUUUAAAUUAAUGAAAACUAACGCUCAUGAAGAACGACAAGUAUGUAAUAUGCUUUAUAUUGUUUAUUUCAAUUUGUAUGCAUAAAAUAUAAUAAUAUAAUUAUCGAUAGAUUCACAAAUGGCCACCCCCAUUUUCUUCAGCGAUAACUCCUUAUUACGAAAGAGAUUUCAACGAUGUCGUUAAACAAGCUUGUGCAGAGAAAUCUUUUAUUCUUCGAAUAUCAAAAGUAAUUGUCAUUGGAGAUGUAGCGGUUGGAAAAACUUCAUUAGUAAAUCGGUAUAAUAUAAUAUAAAUUCAAAAUUUGUUUUUCAGUGUAACACUUUGUAGACGGGAGAUUAUGAUCGUGGUUCGGACAAGAACAAACGUCGAAAGCGAGAAACUGUAAUUUCAGUGAUCUGAUAGACAGUAGUACAAAAUAAUAAAUUAAUUAUUCUUGUAAAAAUAACAAUUACUUUAUAUUUUUAGGCAAAUAACUCUAUAUGUGAUUAGUCAAUUAAAUUUUGUCGCUACACAUUUAAAAAUGGAGCUCGCCUACAAAGUGUUAACUUAAGGAGCUAUUCUGCUCAAACAAUGCAAAAAUAAAAUUAUUUCCGUGAAUUUAUUUUUCCAUAAAAA